Messenger RNA from Gastrolobium bilobum, 807 nucleotides. RefSeq lists its product as uncharacterized. The record is from RefSeq and is a predicted model, not a curated record. The transcript is spliced from 3 exons. Gene Ontology annotation, molecular function: fatty acyl-CoA hydrolase activity. Lineage: Eukaryota; Viridiplantae; Streptophyta; Magnoliopsida; Fabales; Fabaceae. Bases 62 to 526 code for a protein of 154 amino acids.
AGAGAAUAUAAAAAAACAAAAAUAAGGUGAGGUUUGGUUUAGAGAGAGGAAGUGAAAAAAAAUGGAGCUGAAUGCAGUGAAAAAAUAUUUAGAGAAAGGAGGAGAAACAUCAUCGUUGGUAGAUGGAUUGCCUCCGAGGUUCUUGGAACCCUUAAUAUUGAAUGCCCUUAGCGUCGAUCUCAUCGAACCUGGGCGCGUCGUUUGUUCUAUGAAGAUACCACCUCGUUUACUCAAUUCUGGGAAUUCGUUACACGGUGGUGCCACCGCUGCGUUGGUGGAUGUGGUGGGGUCGGCUGCAAUUCCCACCGUUGGAUAUUCAGCUCCCAAUACGGGGGUUUCCGUUGAGAUCAAUGUUACAUACUUGGAUGCUGCUUAUGUCGAUGAGGAGAUUGAGAUCGAGGCCAGGGCUCUGCGUGUAGGGAAGGCUGUAGCUGUUAUCAGCGUGGAAUUCAAGAAGAAAAAGACUGGCAAAAUUUUUGCACAGGGGCGUCAUACCAAAUAUCUUGCCCUUACCAGUAAAAUGUGAAAGGCACCAAAUAUGCACUGAAGUAAACGGGUUCAAUGUUGGCUCACCUUAGUAUCUGGCAAAUAUAUCUAGAUAUCACUUUACCUCAGUUGUACAUGUUGGAUGUUACCUUGAAUUUUCAGUAAGUUCAUAUUGAUGUGCAGGGGCAGCUCCUCAUUGUUAAAUGAAGAAGCCAUGGCCUCUUCAAAAUUGUUCUCUACUUGUUGACUGAAUGUUAUAUGUAGAUUUGACCUCUACAAAAUAAUUUUUACUUAAACCUUUGUCUAAUGGAUUUAUUUAAA